AUGUUAUUCUGUUCUUUUUCGUGUAUUGGCCAGGUUACAACUUUUUCAAAGUCUCUACUUAAAAUUCAAGGAAGCUCGAUUUAUUGUCAAAUAUCACUGACUUCCGGGCACGUAAGUGUAUCAAACUCGAUUUCCAAUAGGUACUUUUGCCAUGCCUGCCAAAAUAAUGUAAGAAUUAAUGAGAGUCAGAGUAACGAUACAGAUCUUACGUGCCCACAAUGUGGGAGUAACGGCUUUGUUGAAUUAUUAGUUUCGGAUACUCAACAAGGCCAGGGAUUUUCUCUUUUUACUAUUACAGACCCUAGUAAUUUCCAAGAUUCUUCAGCAGUUCUUCCUAGAUCUUCCUGGGUAAACAUCUCAUCUUUCCCUCAAUCAAGUACUGAAUUAGGGGCGGAUAAUCUGCUCUCCAGGUUAAUUUCAGAAGUUUCUAAUUCUUUGCGGAACUCUCAUAACACCCCAACUUCAUUUGACUCUGUGCUGCCGAGUGACAGUACAAGAAUUCACCAAGAACAACAUAAUUCUCAUCACGCCCAAGCAAUAUCAUUUUCCGGUGAAGUACCGACAGUGAAUCCUGGUACAACUACAUUUAUGGUUGGGCUUAACGGAGAAUUUAGAGAAUUCCCUCUUGGAGAUGUUCUUGCAGGAAGCACACUUUCGAACUUAGUUGAGAGCAUGGAGAAUGCUCUUGCAGUAGCCCUUAGUGCUGAAGAUCCUAAUAAUCGUUUUGGAAGCCCACCAGCUUCAGUCCAAGUCGUCGAGCAGCUUCCUAGAGAAACCGUUUCAGAAGAAAACAUUACCAGAAUCAAGAUGUGUGGCCCUUGUGUUAUAUGCCAGGACGAAUAUAACAUUGGUGAUGAAGUAAUAGGUCUUUCAAAAGAUGAGGAGGUUUGCCAUCACAUAUUUCAUGCGAAUUGCCUUCUUCCUUGGUUAAACCAACAUAAUUCUUGCCCAGUUUGCAGGUUUGAGCUCCCAACGGAUGAUGUAUCCUACGAAAAUAGGAGAAGAUCUUCAACUCAAAAUGUUUCUUCAACUCUGGAAUCUACAGAUCAAGCAGGUACCCAAUUAGGAACUCAGAAUGAAGUUCAACAUGAUUCAAACUCUGUGACCGCUCCGAAUAAUAAUAUACAAUCUACAAAUUCAGAAUCUCAAGAACCUCAUAUAGAAACUGAAUUAGUUAAUACUCAAAUAAAUUCUCAAGAACAGGAACAUAGUCAAAAUAGGGAGACAUCUAACAACAAUUUGAGUAGUGCCAGCUUUAGAACAAUAAACUUCUCAACUCCAAUAGGAGAAGUUACUACUUUUACAUCUCAACUACCUGUGAUUACAAGCACAAUAUCUACAACGGAAACUUUCCAUACAACAACCCAUCAAGAUCCGAUUUCUUCAGACGAUACAAUAAAUGAUUUUCAUAAUUCAGCGCACAGGAGAAUUCACCAACUUCACCAUUCUGGAAUAGAUUUGACAUCUUACGACUUAGAUCCUGAAUCAAUUUCAGAUUUCACUCCAAUUGAUACGAUUCGAAAUUCGAACUCUUGUAGGAUGAUCUAG
Cryptosporidium ubiquitum is the source of this 1548-nucleotide messenger RNA. Its product is annotated as RING domain-containing protein. The record is from RefSeq and is a predicted model, not a curated record. Gene Ontology annotation, cellular component: cytoplasm. NCBI's taxonomy places the organism in Eukaryota, Apicomplexa, Conoidasida, Eucoccidiorida, Cryptosporidiidae. Gene Ontology annotation, biological process: protein ubiquitination. The transcript is spliced from 3 exons. The coding region runs from base 1 to 1548 and encodes 515 amino acids. Gene Ontology annotation, molecular function: ubiquitin protein ligase activity.